AUGGUGUUGGGAGUACUCGUGUUGGGUGCAGUGAUUUGGGGUGUAGCGGUGUUGGGUGUAGCGGUGUUGGAUGCAGUGGUGUUGGGUGUAGUGGUGUUGGGUGUAGUGAUUGUGGGUGUAGUGGUGUUGGGUGUAGUGGUGCAGGGUGCAGUGGUGUUGGGUGUAGUGGUGUUGGGUGUUAGUGGUGUUGGGUGUGUAGUGGUGUUGGGUGUAGUGGUGUUGGGUGUAGUGGUGUUGGGUGUAGUGGUGUUGGGUGUAGUGGUGUUGGGUGUAGUGGUGUUGGGUGUAGUGGUGUUGGGUGUAGUGAUGUUUUGUGUGGCGGUGUUGGGUGUAACGGAGUCGAAUUUAGUGGCUGCGAGUGUAGUGAUGUUGGGUGUGGCGGUGUGGGGUGUAGUGAAGUUGGAUUUAGUGACUGCGGGUGUAGUAAUUUAA
Molecule: messenger RNA, 432 nt
Organism: Parnassius apollo (apollo)
Lineage: Eukaryota; Metazoa; Arthropoda; Insecta; Lepidoptera; Papilionidae
Source: the annotation of a GenBank genome assembly